Pieris macdunnoughi is the source of this 315-nucleotide messenger RNA. The record is from the annotation of a GenBank genome assembly. Lineage: Eukaryota; Metazoa; Arthropoda; Insecta; Lepidoptera; Pieridae.
AUGUCUGAGGAGCGAUCGCGGCGGUUGUCACAAAUCUUUGACCCGCUGUCCAGGUUCACUGAUCAUGCUGUGCCGGGCUCUUCCAGCACUCCAAAUAGCCCGAGGUUGUUGCCAAGACGGCAGAGAGAUGGACCGCCACCUCCACCGAGACCCUUUGCCCACUCCUCUCGUAUGGAUCCAUUGGAGUACGAGUUGGCGGCUGCCGAUGAAUCUGCCAACUGGCAGGAGAGAUGUCUGGAGUUACAAUUGGAGUUACACAGGAGUAAGCACCAGGCGACGCGGGUUCGAGAUAUGUUACGAGAUAAGGUAGGGUAA